GAAGCGCUGGGCCCCGGCGCGGCGCGCGCGUACGGAGGCCCACGAGGCUGCGGUGCCUUCAGGGUUUGCUGGGUCACCCGGCGCGCCGAGUCCGUUAUAAAUCAAGAGGAGUUGAGAGUCUGGUGGCAUGGCUUUAAUUACCUUGCGGAGGAACCUUUGUCAUUUAUCUGAUUUUCGGAUACAUGGAGCUCUGGCUGGUCUGAAAACUCAGCGUGUGAAUUGUGUUCACAAGACAGUCAAGGAGCAUCUGUGUCCGUGGUUCUGGUCACUGCAACUUGAGCCUGUUAGGGUCAGGUUCCAUCAUGCCCAUUCUAAAAAGUUCCAUUCAGAAAAUGGAAAUGACCUUCAUCCAGUUGGUGAGCCAGUGUCCUCUCAAGUACACACUUGGGACAGGUCUGAACACAGUGUUACAAAUGUGGAUGAACAGAUAUUUUACAGGAGACUGAACAGCUUCACUUCAUCGGAAGAAGUCUUACAUUUUAUAAGCACACUGCAGACUUUGCCUGAUACUAUGGCAGCAGGAGCCUUACAUCGGAUUUGUGAAAUGGAAAAAAAAGAUGAUGAUCAAAGGUUGCCAAAAGAAAUACUGGAAAAUAGCGCCUUUCAAGCUUUGUGUAAUCAGUUUGCACAGGACCCCUCAAAUCUGUCAAACACGGGUUUGGUGACUGCUUUGCAAGCCCUGACCCUGUUGUAUGUGGAUCCCCAAAGUCGCUUGCUGCUGAACCUCCUGGCAGAGUGCCAGCAUCGUCUCGAAAGGGGUAGCCUGGACAUUCACAGUCUUUGUAUCCUGGGGGAAAGCCUGAUUAAACUGCAAGGUCCAGGUUGUUUGACACUAGACCUGAUUAUAUAUCAACUGCAAGGUGAAAAUUUGGAAGAAUUUACCCCCGAGGAUAUUGUGACCCUUUACAGAAUACUUCAGGCAUGUCCUGAAAAAGUUGACCAACACCAGACGUUUUUAAAUAAGAUAAAUAACUUUUCUCUGUCAGUAGUUUCCAGCCUGAGUCCUAAGUUGCUGAGCCAAAUGCUCACUGCCUUGGUGGUCCUUGAUCAAACUCAGGCACUUCCGCUGGUUAUAAAAUUGGGUAAAUAUGUUGUGAGGCAUAUCCCUCAUUUCACUAGUGAAGAGCUCAGAGAAGUCUUAGAGGCAUUCAUCUACUUUGGGCACAAUGACAGAUUUUUUACAAAAGCCCUGGAGCAACAUGUCGCUUCACUCUGUCUCACUCUGGAUCCCGAGGUUGUCAGUAAAGUCAUGGAGUAUUGCAGUAGAAAGCUGAUUUUUUCAAAACCCAUCCUCGAUGCAGUGGCAGAAACUUUUGUUUGUCAGUCAGAAAAAUUUUCACCUAAUCAAACUGCUGAGUUAAUUGAACCAUUUGGAAAACUCAAUUAUUUGCCACCAAAUGCCUCUGCUUUAUUUAGGAAGCUAGAAAACAUACUGUUAACUCGUUUCAAUUAUUUUCCACCCAAAACACUAUUGAAACUUCUCCAUUCAUGUUCACUUAUUGAAUGCCAUCCAGUCAACUUUAUGGCCAGACUAUUCAGCCCGUAUUUUCUUCAGCAGCUGCAAGGUGAAGAGUCCUAUUUGGACAGACUGAGCCUAGCACAACUGACCCAACUUUUCUUAACCACGAUUCUAGAAUGCCCGUUCUAUAAGGGUUCAAAACUUCUUCCUAAAUAUCAAGUGAAAUCAUUUCUUACUCCGUGCUCUUCCCUGGAGACCCCCAUGGAUUUUCAGCUUUAUAAAUCUGUGAUGAUUGGACUGAUUGACCUUUUAGGAGCAAGAUUGUAUUUUGCUUCAAAAGUGUUAACACCCUAUUGUUACACGAUAGCCUUCUGCCCAGUUGAUAAAUGCAGUAUGGAAGAAAUCAAAACAACAAGGAGAAAAGGAAGCUAGUGUUUGUGAGGGUAUCACACGAAGAAUUUUUCCUUUCUUCUCUUACCAGAUGUUGAAAUUAAAUUAGAUG
Eubalaena glacialis (North Atlantic right whale) is the source of this 1961-nucleotide messenger RNA. It is a transcript of the gene FASTKD3, whose product is annotated as FAST kinase domains 3. Gene Ontology annotation, biological process: mitochondrial RNA processing; regulation of mitochondrial mRNA stability. Gene Ontology annotation, cellular component: ribonucleoprotein granule; mitochondrial matrix. Gene Ontology annotation, molecular function: RNA binding. Bases 128 to 1891 code for a protein of 587 amino acids. The transcript has 5 exons. Lineage: Eukaryota; Metazoa; Chordata; Mammalia; Artiodactyla; Balaenidae. The record is from RefSeq and is a predicted model, not a curated record.